Molecule: messenger RNA, 7208 nt
Organism: Notodromas monacha
Lineage: Eukaryota; Metazoa; Arthropoda; Ostracoda; Podocopida; Cyprididae
Source: the annotation of a GenBank genome assembly
AGUUCUUCCGUUGUAUUUUCGUGACACGCAAUCCUGGCGGCCGAGGAAGAAGUUCUAGUGUGUAACAACUUGAGAAGUCUCGUUGCGUAAAAAGGCUUCUCCGUUUGCAGUCGAGUUGAUGUCAUAGAAACGGUGAAUGCGUUGAGGUGUGCUGGGAACGGUAGUAGAAGGAAUCACUCUUCAUGGAGUGAAGAUGACAAUUGGGAACUCGGGGAGCGAGACCGAACCGGCCCAUAUGUUGGAGGUCACGGAACAUCGGAAACUGCCGGAGGACCGGGUUAAAGAGUUGGAUCUUUCCGGAUUGGAGUCGUUGUUGAAAGAAGCCGCGGACUACAAACGCCCUCAAGACAGAACUACAAAGAGUAAAUUAUUUCAGGACUUAUUGAAAGAAGCUGAAGACAGUGACAGUGGAGAAGAACGAAUGCUGUACGUGUUAGCUGGUCAUAGACAGAAGAAAACCGAAGGCAAGAAAAGACGUCGUAAGGAGAGUGGAACUCCGAGAACAGUGGCUACUUGUGGCACUGGUGGCUCCUUGCAGGAUCUCGCUGCUGCUCCACCUACUAGAAAGACCGUGCAAAAAACACCCAAAACUGACGCUGGUGUUGCGACUCGCACUGUCGAAGGUGGUUCUUGUGGAAACUUGUCAAAGGGGUCUUUCAAAACGUCGGCCCCAGGGACGCGGAAGCGCCACAGGCGCAACAAUGGCUCCAAAGGUAAUCACUCCGGAUCUCUGGAGGACUUAUCCCAGACACCCGGUAGUGGUGGCUCUGGUUCUGGCAAAUCGGGUGUCACUCGCCGCCGUCACGCGGAUCCCCCGACCCUGAACCGUGCGGGAUCCUUGCAGAACAUCAAAGUCCCAACUGAGGAAGAUGUCCGCAAAAAAAAGAAGAAGGAGGAGAAGCGAAGGCGUCGCCAGGAUAAGAGCAAGAAGGCCCUGAGCGGAUCUCUGCAGGAUCUGGGGGACGCUGAUCCUGCAGAGAAUCGUCAGCGAAGCGGCAGCUGUCUGGAAAUCAGUCCAGCGGCAGAUUUCCAGACUCCCGAAGUGAUCCUUCCCGACAGAACUUGUCCUCCUGGGUUUGAGUUGGAAUCGCUCGACAGUCGCUCGGUGACGCUCAAUCCCGGUUGCUCGGGUGAUGCGCGCAGUGAUGACGACGACGACAAGCCCGGUGAUUGCUCGUCUGCCAUGGGUGUGAAUGGGAGUUUACCGAACGGGAAUGACAAGAAAAAGCGAAAGAAGGAGAGGAAUGUGGUGAAGACAAUGGAGGCGAGCGAGAUCAAGGGCCAUAUAGGAAAUGUGACGGUGAAUGAGGCAAUGGAGUACAUUGAGCCAAAAACGAAGGUGAUGGCGGCGCCGAAACCUCGGGGACGGCCGGACAAACGGCGGACCGGGGCGGACGUGACUAACCUUCGCACGGCGCAGAAAAAACGGAAUAAGUCUGCCGUGAAUGGGAAAACGGCGGGUUCUGCAUCUUCUGACGUCGGAAACGGCUCUACCAGGCGAUCAGAAGAGACUGUGUUGAAGAGGGCAUCCAGUCACGGAGAGCUCCGAGAUUCGGAUUUCAAGGACGAUUUCUACUCUGUCGUGACGUUGGCUGCAGAAGACAAGGAGGAGUUCCAGACUGUGACGAAGAAACAAAGGAAGAAGCCGUCUCGAGUUGCCACGGUGGCCGCGUCGCCGUCGAGGGACGGGGUGUCGGAGCGUGGGAAACGGACGCCGGUGACGCGGAAGCCGGAUUCCUCGUCUCUGUCGGGAAAGAAGCCUGUGAAGAUGUGCGUCUCGAUGCCUUCGUCGGAUGUGAGCGACGAUUCGAGUGACGGGGAUUCCGUGCACUCGUUGCCGGCCACGGCUACGUCCCGCACGGAUACUGACAAGCCAGUAUCCUAUGCGGACAUGGCACGUGCCGGCAAGCAUCGUGGCGACGGAGACGUGUCCAUGUCUGCCACGUCGUCCACAAUCUCCAGUCCACCGACCACGACUACUUCUUCUCCACCAGGCGGCGUCCUGGACUAUCCGCCCUUGCCUGAAGUGGUUCCCAUGUGUGCUGUCGGGGUGCAGACGGUGCCGGUGAAGCGCUCCCAACGUGCGGGGCAAGCGAGUGGGCCCAAGUCCGUGUCCUCACAUUCUUCGCUGUCCGGUACGAGUGACAUGCCGCCGGUUACCUUCCUCGGCCCCGAUGGCACGCUGGACAUGACUGUUCCGUUUGCUGACGUGUCUUUCGGCACUGUCGAUGACAGCAUGUUGAGUGGUGCUGCUGAGCAGUUCAGUUCUGCCGAGAUUGAAGCAGCAGUCAUCUUGCACAACAUGCGGAUGGGUGGGAUUUCGCAGCGAGAAGGGCCCGAGCGACGAGGGGAGCUGGAGAGCGUGGAAAAGGCGGAAGUGGAGGCAGAGGAGACGUACGAGGAGUAUUUGGAAGAAGUGGAGGAAGUGGCGGCAGGGAAUGAGCCGGAGCUGCUUGGUGCUACUGCUGCACUACCACCACCUCCUCCCCCACCAGUGAACCAAGUGCCUGUGCGGGACUUCGCCAUGAUGUACCGCGAAGUUUCGGACAAAACCCUGGACGAGUCUUACAACGUGGACAUCGUCCGUAAAUUCCUGUCUUGUGUACGCAGCUGGCCCGUGCAAACCCUGACCGGUCUCUUCGGCGUCUCCUCCUCCUCCUCCUCCUCCUGUUCCAUGUCUGUCGGAAUGGACGAGUUUUUGCAGAAGCUCGGUGUCGUUCCGUUCCCGAGGGAUAUUCCUUCCGGUCAGCUGUGUACCACGAUAGUACCCAGUUGUUUCUUGAGAUCAAAGAGGCCGUUGGGAGAUCUGCGGCUUGUGUUCGCAAUGGCCGUGGUUACGCUUGGUGGCCGGGUGAUAAAAGGAUUUUAUGGAAUGGAGCUACUCGAGUUUUCCCCAAAUGGUCAAGUGCAGGCCAGCAGACCUGUGCCAAAAAUUGCAGGACAUUUGCUUGGUAUUUAUUUGAUGCGUAGAGCUGGUUUGACGAGAAUGUCACCUGGACAGAGAGAGAGAGGAAGCGAUGCCCGGGCUUCUUGGCUUCACGUUGGAGCGGGUGACAGUGCCGGGCAUAAGUGUUCGGACGUAGUGUCAUAUUCUAGAACAGCAUGGCUCCGCGUCGUCUGCACCAAAAGCAAGCUGUUUACCACGUUACUCGGGGCUUUUCAACCAAUGGUGCGAGUGCUUUUGAAACGUAAAGGCGUGUUGGUGGAAAUUCCUAGGGAAAAUCGUUGGCAUUACAGUCAAAGCCCGUUAAGACGCCAUCCUCGUUACGAGGCCCGUGGACGGAUCAUGACUCGGUUGAAUCUCACUGAAAUCCUUCGUUCAUCUCUUUUCUGCUUGGAGGCUCUAAGAGGAAUGAAUGUCACUGUCCGCAUGGGUGUGGCGAGACACGCGUGUGAUCGAAUUGCCCGCGAGCUUUCGAUUAGCGGGAACAGUGCCUACUACUACUGUAUUGGCCGUUCGUUGUUCACUCACCUGUUGUGCUGUACAAGUCACGACGGUUCUGCUCUAAUUUAUGAACGGGUCCUUUGGCACUUGGAUGUGUUUCGAAGGAGUUUCCGAGAGCUGAGUAAUCACGCUUGCGCCGGGGAGACGUGUAUUUUCUGUGCUUUGAAGGAGCUGUUCAAGCAAUUCCAACUCGGGGGCGAUGGCGUCCUGCACCCGGAUGCGUUGCGAAAGGCGCUGGCAUCGACGUUUUGCAACCAGCAGCGCCUACAGUUGGGCUGCAUGGACGAUGCUGCAGAGUGUUUCGUCCUUUGGCACUUGGAUGUGUUUCGAAGGAGUUUCCGAGAGCUGAGUAAUCACGCUUGCGCCGGGGAGACGUGUAUUUUCUGUGCUUUGAAGGAGCUGUUCAAGCAAUUCCAACUCGGGGGCGAUGGCGUCCUGCACCCGGAUGCGUUGCGAAAGGCGCUGGCAUCGACGUUUUGCAACCAGCAGCGCCUACAGUUGGGCUGCAUGGACGAUGCUGCAGAGUGUUUCGAGACGAUUUUGCUUCGGAUACACGCGCACUUGUCGCCGGGAGAGCCGGAGGACGGGUGCCAAUCGAGGACGUGUGUUCCUCAUCAACGCUUUGCCAUGAGCCUGGUGGAACAGAGUGUGUGUCAAGCAUGCGGUGCCACUUCAGAGCCACUCCCCUUCACCCAAAUGGUGCAUUACGUGAGUGCAUCGGCUCUCACGUCCCAGCCGUCUGGCGUGGAAGCCUUUGGCAACCGGCUGAGGAGUGCCGGUGGAAUGGGUGACAUCCGCGACUGUCCCAGUGGUUGUGGAGCCAAACUCCAGAUCUUCAGGACUUUGAGGAACCGUCCGGAUAUAGUUUCCAUCGGUAUCGUGUGGGACAGUGAGAGACCAGACCUGGAUCACAUCAUGAAGGUUUUGGCGACGGUCAGCAUCCAUUUGGAGUUGUCUGAUGUUUUCCAUUCCGUGGCGGAGACCCGGAAUCCUCAUACGCUUGUUGGCCUGGUGACAUACUACGGAAAGAACUACUCGACGUUCUUUUUCCACUCGAAGCUCCAGUUGUGGAUUUAUUUUGACGAUGCGAGCGUGCGUGAGAUCGGGCCGCAUUGGGGCCAGGUGGUGGACAAGUGCCGAAGGGGACAUUUCCAGCCCCUGUUGCUCAUGUAUGCUACGACUGCUGGGGAUUCCAAGUUGUCCUUCAGCUUUGGGUCCCUCCCGAGGAACCUGAGGAGGGCAGUGACCCCGAGUCCACAGGACGUCGUGAGAGAAGACUCGCGACGGAGAGCCGUCACUCCGAGUUUCGACGCGCAGGGUGACUACGGCAACUAUCAAAACAUCGACGCUUUUCGCCAUUUAUUCUCCGUGUUCGACAAGGACGACUUGAACUCGUCAGGGGUUUCGGAAGACGGUCCGAAAACGACGGUGUCCUCUUCUUCGUCGUCGUCUCCUGAUCUGAAGGUGAAGUUGACGCCGGGCGCGAAUGUUCCGGGUAAACGGGAUUCCGGACAUUGGAGCGGAGACCGGAACUCGGCGUCUUCGUCGAGCAGCACGACGGAGAACCCGUAUCUGUACCUCGUGCCGGCGUCGAAGCAAAGAACGCGAUUGAACAUGAAUGCGAGGGAUUUACAAAACAUUCCGGAAGGCUUGCCUCCGUGGCGACACUUGGCUGCGGAUGAUUGCGAGAAGCUUUGUUUCGAAUCCGAUAAAUUCCUCGAGUUGUCGCGAUUGAAGGAGGAUGCCGGGGAAAUGGAUAACGCCAUUGCCAUGUGUUCUACUGCUGCUGCCAAAGCCAGAUGUGCCAUGGAUGCUCCGUACAAUAACCCGCAGGCUAUCAUGUUCGCCAGGAUGAAGCACAACGCGUGUGUAAUGAGAUUGAGGACACUACAGCGUCGUUUGGUGUCGAGGCAAGAAAGCUUGAACUCACAUGGAUCCUCCGCGAGUGAUGACACAGACUCGACGAGAAAACCUGAGCAACGACACAGUCGACAGAACAGCAAGGACUCGACCGCGUCGACGGCUACGGUAGUGCGUCGCCAGGAGCCGGUGCAGAAUUACGACACGUUGUCAAAGCGACGUCCCCAUGGGAAAGGCAUUGAGAUCUACGCCACGUUGCCGAAGAAGGCGGUCGGGAAACGCCCCGAUGCGUUCUCGGGCGACGAGAGUUCCUUGUCGGAGCAGACGAGUGACGGUAAGACCGGGAAGGGCCGGAAGCAGCACAAGAUCCGUCGGAAGUUGCUCAUGGGCGGGCUCAUAAAGAGGAAGAAUAGAAGCAUGCCUGAUCUGAGGGAUGAAGAUACUCAGGCCCCGCCGAGAGCUCAGACUCCUGAGGAUUGCAAUAGGCCCGCGGAACCGGUGUGUGGAUAUUUAUCCGAGGGACACAUGGACUACUCGAACCCGAACCUGGAGAGGUCGAAAUUGAUGCGACGGAGUUUCCAUCACAGUGUUGCGCAGAAGCCUCCGCAUGUGCCAAAAGUGCCGCCACCGCCGCCACCUGCGAGAACGACAUCUAAGCUGAGUCCCAUGAAGCCCGUGGCUCCUCCCCUGCCGCCGAGGACUGAUGCGAGGAUCCCGUGGGGGAACUCGAUGCUGGCUCAUAUUUAUGAAAAUAUUUCCUACAAACCGCUGCCGAAUCAAGUUGCCACUGUGUUGACGACUGCUCAAGUGCAUUCCGAGGACUUCCCGGAACCCCCGCCCCCGCUGGAGUCGGCCAUCCCCGACCUGAUCCGGGAACAGGCUGCCGGGAAUUGGAACCCCAGGUCUGCCUGGUCCCUGCCUCCGCCUUCCCCCAGGAACUCGGUGAAAGCCUUGACUUCGAGAUUUGAGCAAAUAUCAACGGACUGCGUGGACUCGCCGGCGGCGAUGCCUGCAGUCGCACCGGUGAAAGCAGGCAAGAAGAGCGUCCGGUUCUGCGACCAGGUGACGCUGGUGGCGGAAGCCGACGCCGACGAAACCUCGCUUCCGAAUCCGAUCCUGGAAAGGGUCUUGCGGAGCGCCGGCUUGAAGGAAACGGUGUCGCCGCCUUUGGGGUCUCCGAUCGGAUCCGUGACGUCUUCCGACAGCUCGGUGGCGCCGUUGUCCCCACCGCCGUAUGAUCCGAACGCUGGGUCUCAAUUCUGGAGUCGGCAGAGGAGCCCGUUGCCGCUGGCGACUGCGGGAUGUUGUUCCUUGUGCGGGAAGAAGUUGGUCAUGCCGCCGAAUGUCUACUGCACGGACUGCGACUUCUACAUGGCCAAGUUGCGAACCGUCAAAGCGUCCUAAGAAUGCCAUACAGUACUUUUUUUGUACAUUCCGGAAAGAAAAAAUUCUGUGAUAUGUCCCCUGUACAAGAGAGUGAAUGAGUGUUUGUAAAGUUGCUGCUGCUGCUGCUAUUGUUGUUGUUGGUGUGGUGGUGGUGUGGGAUGAUCUGUCUUCCACACGUUUUUUGGUUCCGAGGAAAUGGCUUCCUGAAAUAAUUGACGUCCACGAGACUCCAGCCGUCGGCUGAGUCUUGGUAAUUGUGAAUCUCCGGUGGAGCGAUGAGACACACUUAUUCCGUCCAUACAUGCAUACGGGGGUAUUUUCGAAAGUCUCGCCACGUCCUCAACAACUAACUUUUCGAGGCUUCGGCCACAAUCCUGAUUUUUCCCCAUUUCCUGAUUCCGAAAAUAGCAGUGUUGAGUUUAAAAGCAAAGCGAUUCGAAAUUCUGUAGCGUUUACGGUAGAAAUGUGAAGUUGUCCUGCUUUUUCAAAAAGGUUUCCAAUACUUUGAGGAGAAACG